This is a messenger RNA of Gekko japonicus, 1502 nucleotides long. RefSeq names its product carboxypeptidase, vitellogenic-like (gene CPVL). Gene Ontology annotation, molecular function: serine-type carboxypeptidase activity. The record is from RefSeq and is a predicted model, not a curated record. The coding region runs from base 14 to 1453 and encodes 479 amino acids. Lineage: Eukaryota; Metazoa; Chordata; Lepidosauria; Squamata; Gekkonidae. Gene Ontology annotation, biological process: proteolysis. The transcript has 12 exons.
GUGGAAUGAAAAGAUGAGCAAGAUAAUAGUUUUGGUGGCUUUGCUGAGCCUGAGCUUGACCUUUGAUCAAGGCAGCACUCGUAAGCAACCAAGCGUUUUCCGAAGAAUGUUUAAAGGAAUAAAGUGUUCCACACCGAUAAGAGGGGAUCCCGGACAACCACUGUUUUUGACUCCUUAUAUUGAAAGCGGCAGAACUGAGGAAGGAAGGCAAUUAAGCCUGGUAGGCCUUCUCCCAGGAGACAACGUGAAGAGCUACUCUGGCUAUCUCACAGUCAACAAGACUCACAACAGCAACCUUUUCUUCUGGUUCUUCCCAGCUCAGAAACAACCGGAGGAUGCCCCUGUAUUGCUUUGGCUCCAGGGUGGACCCGGAGGAUCAUCCAUGUUUGGCCUUUUUGUUGAACAUGGGCCGUAUGUUGUUCACAAGAAUCUCACAGUGUCAGAACGAAAGUUUGCUUGGACAUCGAAAUUCUCCAUGCUGUAUAUUGACAACCCAGUUGGAACUGGCUUCAGUUUUACAGAUGAUACAGGAUAUGCAGUGAACCAAGAUGAUGUAGGAAGAGAUCUAUAUAGCGCUCUUAUCCAGUUUUUUCGGCUUUUUCCAGAGUAUCAGAAAAAUGACUUCUAUGCAACAGGAGAAUCUUAUGCUGGAAAAUAUGUGCCUGCCAUUGGCUACUAUAUUCAUACCCAUAAUGCUGCUGCAAAGAUAAAGAUCAACUUCAAGGGUAUUGCCAUUGGAGAUGGUCUCUGUGACCCGGAAGUGAUGUUGGGUGGCUAUUCACAGUUCUUGUAUCAAAUUGGUUUGGUGGAUGAGAAGCAGAGGGAGUACGUCCAGCGGCAGACUGAUCUGGGAGCAAUCUAUAUUCGGCAGAAGAAAUGGAGAGAAGCCUUUGAAGUGUUUGAUGUUCUUUUGAAUGGGGAUGAAACUGGAAGCCCUUCCUAUACUCAAAAUGUUACAGGGUGUACCAACUACUUCAACUUCUUGCAGUGCCAGGAGCCAGCUGAUCAGGAAUAUUUCGGAAAGUUAUUAUCAUUGCCAGAAGUAAGGAAAUCUAUCCAUGUUGGGAACUUGACCUUCCACGAUGGGUCAGUAGUGGAGAAGCAUUUGCUCGAAGAUAUAAUGAAGACAAUCAAGCCAUGGUUAGCUGUUCUAAUGGAUUAUUACAGGGUUCUUUUAUACAAUGGACAACUUGACAUCAUUGUAGCAGCCCCACUGACAGAGCGUUUUUUGCCUACGGUGCCGUGGGCCAAAGUGGAGGAGUACAAAAAUGCCGAGAGAGUUGUAUGGAAAGUACGUCCUGCAGAUCCAGAUGUAGCUGGCUAUGUACGCCAAGCAGGUGAAUUCUAUCAGGUCAUUGUUCGAGGUGGAGGACACAUCCUGCCCUAUGACCAGCCAGAAAGAUCUUUGGAUAUGAUUGACAGGUUUAUAUUGAACAAAGGGUGGAAACCCUAAUGGAUACUGAAAGACAGCUUUAAUGAUGUGGUCCUUCUGAAUUUUUCAA